Molecule: messenger RNA, 1810 nt
Organism: Sinocyclocheilus grahami
Lineage: Eukaryota; Metazoa; Chordata; Actinopteri; Cypriniformes; Cyprinidae
Product: adenylate cyclase type 2-like
Exons: 12
Coding region: 1-1557 (518 amino acids)
Biological process (GO): adenylate cyclase-activating G protein-coupled receptor signaling pathway; adenylate cyclase-inhibiting G protein-coupled receptor signaling pathway; intracellular signal transduction
Cellular component (GO): plasma membrane
Molecular function (GO): adenylate cyclase activity
Source: RefSeq, a predicted model, not a curated record
AUGUUAUAUGCAAACGGUGACCGUCAGCUGACGCCAGAUGAUUUUCCUGCCGCUGCACGUAGUCAAAACCUCCCUCGCUCUCUAAAGUCCAGCAAGAAGCGGGAGGACUUCAGCAGAAACCGUGCCACACAGGCCAAGCAGAAGCGCGACCAGCUGGUGGCGAACGCUGUGCUGUUCGUGUGUGUUAACGGCGUGGGUGUGUUUCACCUGUGGCACACUGAACACGCUCACAGAAAGUCCAGCAAGAAGCGGGAGGACUUCAGCAGAAACCGUGCCACACAGGCCAAGCAGAAGCGCGACCAGGAGCAUCUGCUGCUGUCGGUGCUGCCGCGAUACAUCGCCAUGGAGCUGAAGACGGAAAUCGUUAAGCGUCUGUCGGCUAAAUGCAGCGCCGAAGAGAACCGACCCAACUUCCACAGUCUCUACAUACGACAGCACAGAGACAUCAGUAUCCUGUACGCUGAUAUCGUGGGCUUCACGCACCUCUCCAGCACCUGCACACCUGAGGAGCUCGUGGCCGUCCUCAACAAACUCUUCGGCCGCUUCGACGACAUCGCUAAGAAGAACGGCUGUCUGCGUAUUAAAAUCCUGGGCGACUGUUAUUACUGCGUGUCGGGUCUCCCUGACCCCAUCUCUCAUCACGCUCGCAACUGCGUUCAGAUGGGUCUGGACAUGUGCACGGCCAUAAAUAAGCUGAGGGAGGCGACGGACGUGAACAUUAACAUGCGUGUGGGUGUUCACACGGGGAACGUUCUGUGUGGCGUGAUCGGCCUUCAGAAGUGGCAGUAUGACGUCUGGUCAGAUGAUGUGACUCUAGCCAAUCACAUGGAGUCUGGAGGAGUGGCUGGGAGGGUCCACAUCACGGAGGAGACGUUCGCUCACCUGGAUGGGAAAUACCAGGUGGAGGACGGAAAUGGCGGGAAUCGCGAUUCCACGCUGAAGGAAAGGAGAACGUUCCUGGUCAUUGAUCCUAAUACAGAAAACUACGAUAUAACACCUCAGACUAAUGAGCUGAAGGUGGACAACAUACUGGCGAAUCGUCAGAAGCUCCGCGCAUCGGUUCGGAUGUCGCAGUACCUGCAGUCCUGGAAAACCGUCAAACCGUUUUCUGGACUCAACCAACCAGAGGCUUCGCUCGCAACCCCGCCCACUGCUGACAGCAGCGCCAGCGAAUUACAGCCGGCCACGACCUGCGACAUGUCCUACAGUCACGUCCGCUGCAUGCUGGACUUCGCCAUCGCUCUGAUGGGGCGACUGGAGAACAUCAACAUGCACUCCUUCAACAGCUUCCAACUGAGGAUCGGGAUAAAUCACGGUCCUGUGAUCGCAGGCGUCAUCGGCGCUCAUAAACCUCAGUAUGACAUCUGGGGAAACACGGUUAAUGUGGCCAGCCGGAUGGACAGCACUGGAGUCCUGGAUAAAAUACAGGUGACAGAGGAGACGGCGCAGGUGGCUCAAACGCUGGGCUACAGCGUAACUCUGAGAGGAGUGAUCCACGUGAAGGGCAAAGGACAGCUGAGCACGUACUUCAUCAACACCGAGCAUCCAGUGCAGUGACCACAGAACGCUUUUAACACCCAUCUGACACAGACUGAGACUGUGAUGAGUGUUUCACUAAGGUCCUCUGCGGACACUCACCAAACAUCCUCUGUCUGCUACGGAUGCCACAAAAGAACUGAACUAGUUAGCACUUAGAUUUAACCAAUUCUAGUACUUUUUAAAAAUGAUUUCUUCAAGAAGUUUCUUCUUUGUGAAGUUAAUCUGUUGUUUUAAACAAUGCAAAGUUGCCAACUUUUCUAAAUUUCCAAAG